GAUUCAGCCCUGCAAAGUCACAACCCCACGGCCACAUGCUCUCCGCGUUCGGCAUCGUCGGGGACAACAGUGGCCACAUGUACUUCACCUUCUGGGCCAUGUUCUCCGAGUCAGACCCCUUCUUCGGCGUCGUCUCUUUCAUCUUCUCCCCCGUCUGCAGCUUCCCCCAGUACUGCGUCGACGGAAGGGCGUCCCGUCCUGGAGACUCGAGCUGGCUGAAGAUCUUCAGGGACAUGACGGAGCUCGCCUCGGAGGCGCCAACCCAUUGGCACGCCUC
This is a messenger RNA of Prorocentrum cordatum, 277 nucleotides long. The record is from the annotation of a GenBank genome assembly. NCBI's taxonomy places the organism in Eukaryota, Dinophyceae, Prorocentrales, Prorocentraceae.